UGGCACUUUGGGUCCUUUCCGUCGCACGAGGAUAUCCCUCGUGUAGUCGUGUCGUCCUUCUGUCCAACUUUUGUCCCCGUAAUUUGAUUUAAUUUGGUCUCUGGUCUCAGUUUGCGAUGGACGCUGACAAAAAUACCGAUUCUAAAGCCGCCGCUGCUGCGGAGAGUAAAGAUGACACCGAUUCUUUCACUAAAGUGAAGUCCAAAAAGACACAGAAACGAAAACGUGAACAAGAUGGAGUGGGCAUGGACACAGACGAGCCUGUGGCCGUCAAGCGGCCGCAGUUUCCACCGAUUUCAGGCGACAGAUUACGGGGACCAGACCAGCUGCAUAAAAUCCCUGUCCCAGCUCACAGAUACACUCCACUGAAGGAUAACUGGAUGAAGAUUUUCACUCCCAUCGUAGAGAAACUUCAGCUUCAAGUCAGAUUCAACCUCAAAACUAGAAACGUUGAACUCAAAACAUGCAAAGAAACAGAGGACAUCAGCGCUCUCACAAAAGCAGCAGAUUUUGUUAAAGCAUUUGUUUUAGGAUUUGAGGUUGAAGAUGCCCUUGCUCUUAUCAGGUUAGACGAGCUUUUCUUGGAAAGCUUCGAUGUCACUGACGUGAAACCUCUGAAGGGAGACCAUUUAUCCAGAGCCAUUGGAAGAAUCGCAGGGAAGGGAGGGAAAACGAAAUUCACAAUUGAAAAUGUCACAAAGACUCGUAUUGUACUUGCAGACACAAAAGUUCACAUAUUGGGGUCUUUCCAGAAUAUCAAGAUGGCACGGACAGCAAUUUGUAACUUAAUCUUGGGAAGUCCACCUUCAAAGGUCUAUGGCAACAUCAGAGUGGUGGCGAGCAGGGCUGCUGAGAGAUUCUGAAGUCUGACUGGCUGCUGUAUUCGUAUUUAUCCCUUCCUCCAGUGGCUGGUGGGAUAACCAUUUUGAUCCGUGUUGAUCAGCAGACUGUUAAUGCAAAGUGCUAUGACAAAACCAUGAACAGAAUGCAAGUAUUUGGUGAAUUUGUGUAAAUAAAACAAAAUCUGCUCAGGA
Molecule: messenger RNA, 1034 nt
Organism: Solea solea (common sole)
Lineage: Eukaryota; Metazoa; Chordata; Actinopteri; Pleuronectiformes; Soleidae
Gene: pno1
Product: partner of NOB1 homolog
Exons: 7
Coding region: 117-863 (248 amino acids)
Cellular component (GO): nucleolus
Molecular function (GO): RNA binding
Source: RefSeq, a predicted model, not a curated record